CAGCGGUAUCGACGACUUGCAGUUGGAGUUUACGAUGCUCGACCCUCAUAUUUGUACCUCUCUGCAGCCUGUCCCUGGAUCCCUUGGUACAUACCAGGUCCAGUUCCGCGGUCGUGACAGACACGGUCACGUCCGUCCGUCCGUCCUUAUCGUUCCGCCGAGACAUGACGAAUACCCUCGCUUCUUGAGCGCUGCGUGCUCGUAUGACACAGGAGUCAUCAACACGAGUUUUGCGGGAGAUGUCAAGGGCGAGCGGAAGCAGGGAUCCAAAGCAGAGUGAAUG
Molecule: messenger RNA, 283 nt
Organism: Suillus paluster
Lineage: Eukaryota; Fungi; Basidiomycota; Agaricomycetes; Boletales; Suillaceae
Exons: 3
Coding region: 35-280 (81 amino acids)
Source: RefSeq, a predicted model, not a curated record